CGUACACUCCAUCGUCCACAGUGACUUCCGCUUGCGAGCGAAAUAUUCACCGUAUAACGUAGAUCAAGGCUGAAAAACAGGUAAAAAUUGUCAAAAUAAAUAAAUCAUUGGGUUUUUUUUUACUUAUAUGUGUGGUUCUGACAUAAACUAUAUUAUUCAUAAUCAAUAUUCUAAUGUUUAAACAUAUAUUUUCAGACAAAAUGCGGUUUCUCAAUCAGAUUUCCCGAAAAAAAAUCAAAAUUGUUUGCAUCAAACGAAGAUUUCAAAGCUUUAAACCUAAUAUUUCAACAAAUCUUUUUGAUGCUAUCGAGAAUUAUGUUCUAAGCACCAGAAAAAUAAACAAUGUUAUUUGUAAACGUCUUGGUUGCAAAGAUAUUGACCAUUAAUUAGCAACUGUUGAUGUUCCCUCACUGUACGGUUGCUUGCUCCCUCUCUGUACGGUUGCUUAUGAGCACUUGAAAAAAAACUGUACGGUUGCUUGGGAGGAAACUACGAGUUUUGUUACAAUUAAAACCGCAAUUCUUGAACAGUUGGCCCAUUUUAAAGGUUACAAUGGCAUUGACCAUGCAUUUAAACCAAACAAAAUGAUAUGUUGGUUUAAUAACUAAUGUAUGUCAAACUUUGUGAUGGUAAAUUGCGACUUUAAUAUAUACUUUAAGUGAUUGAAUUUAACUGCAGUUAACAUAUUUACAUGACAUGAUGUUCAAUGUAUAUAUUUAACGUUAUUGUAACUUCUCUUUUUUUGUAGGUUAAUACUAAUCAUGGAGACAUAUAUGUGCAUCUAUUGUGAUUUAGAGUGUAAACAGUUCUGUGAAUUAAUAGAUCAUGUCAUUAUAAGACAUCCUGACGAGAACCUGAAGAUAAGAAUUAUUAUCAAAGAGGGGCAAAGUGUCAAGUCAUACUCAAAAAAUUUCAAUAUCAUUCCCAAUGAAUUGAAAUCUAAAAAAAAGUUUAUAAUUCCCGUGGAGAAAACGAAAUCAGUAGAAGUUUCAAGAAUUCCUGAAUCCUCUCCAUUUGGCAAGUGUGCUCGAACUUCGACACCAAUAAAAAGCAUCCAUGAUUGUCCAAAUUUAAACAUGGUUGAAACGACUGCUGAUGAUCUUAGCGCAUAUUUUGAUGACAUGCAAUUAGACGUUUUUGAAAAAACAGUUUCUGUUCAAACAGACCCAACGAUAACAUUAGAUUUAUCUUCAAUAGAAAAGCCUGAUCAUGACGCAAUAAAAGACAUAAUACAGAAAAUACCUGCUGUAAUUGACUAUCUCCAUUCGGAAGGACAAUUGGAGAUGUACACGAAAUUUACGUCCUUACUCGCGGAUAGAAAAUUGCCAUUGACCAACAUUGCAUUCUUACUCUUUUCUGAUGUUGUCAAUUGGUUCACUUUGGAAUCUUCUAAGAAAAUGAGAUAUUCAAAUGAUGUCAAGCUAUUCUGGAACAUUGGGCUGAAACUGUUCAAGGGCAAGUUCCUUCGUUUCAUGUCAGGUUGGAAAAAUCAGGGCCAAAGCAACCAUAAUCCAUCGGAAUCAAGUAUUAAUUUCGCGGUUCCCUCUCGUGGAUACUUAGAAAACUCAUUUAUGUCGGACAAAUUUAAAAACAUGCAACCAGGAAUUUUACAUGACAUGAUUAAUCUUAUUAGUGAAAGUGAUCCUAACAAGUCUAAAACAUUCAAGUUAUGUGUUGAUGGAAAAAAAAUAAAUGCAGGUUUAACAAAGCAGAAAUAUGGAGACGUGAACCUGUGGGGUCUUGAAGGUCCACCUAGCCUUGAAGAGAGAGAAGGAAAGUUAGAAAGCGAUGUUAAAAAGAUUGACGAUUUUACCACAAUCAUUGAAAAACUCGAUCAGAAAGGUAUUGACAGUAUUGCCGAAGCACCUGAAUUCAACAGAAACGAAGUGGCUGAAAAGGGAAAAAAUAUAUUGAUAAUUAUGAAUGAAAGAGUUAAAGAGCUGAGAAGUGCAAAACAAAACAAAGUUGUAACUUUAGAAAAAUUAAAUAAAGCAUGCAUCAACGAAAAACUCAAAACAAAGUACUCUUAUGCAUUAAGUGCUAUCAAAACCUACAUAUAUCGCGUAAACAUAGCAAUUAAUAAAGUUAUGCAGUUGAUUAACUAUUUUGGAGAAAUAAUAGCAGUUAGCCAGGAAGUCGGAAAUGUAUACAUGCAGGAUUCUUAUUGUGACCUUUCUACACAGGGAAACUAUAUUUGUCUAACAGGUCCUGAAACUGUGGAUAUGUCCUCACAUAACAUCGAGUCAUCAACAGUUAAGCAACGUACUGAACCUUGGCAUACGAUAAGAAAAGCAGCUCGUGUUACUGGCAGCACUUGUCAUUGUGCUAUUGGACUCAGUGGUUUAAAGGGUCAAAAGCAACAUUUUGAACAAGUUAUCAACAGAACUGAGAAACCACAACCUACAAAAGAAGCCAUUGAAAGGAUGCAAUACGGAACAGAUAAUGAAAUCAAUGCUGUUGCUACUUUGACAUCUAAAUUCUUGCCCGUUUAUCUACCUGGCACAAAUUUCGUUGAAGAAGGAUGUGAAAUCGUCAGACACAAUGGUAAUAUAAUCAUUGUGGUCAGCCCAGAUGGCAGUAUUCGUGGAAAGGAAGACGUAGAUAUACAAUAUGCUGUGGAAAUCAAAUGUCCAUAUCCAGGAAAAGUGUAUACGACGCCUGUGUACUAUAAAAUGCCCUGGUAUUAUGUAUCACAAGUCCUAAUGGAAAUGUAUGUCUUAAAGGUAAAUCGGCUGUUGUUUGUUUGCUACAGUUCUGAUAGUUCUACAAUUUUCGAAGCGCCUUUUGACGAAAUAUUGUGGACAGAAAUUAACGAUCGAAUCAAGACAUUAUAUGGUGACGAUAACCCUUCCAUUAUGACAAGACUGCCUCCGGGAAAUAAAACUUUGAUUGAAAAGAUGAAAACCUAUUGCAGUGAAAAAGUAAAGUUUAUUGCCGAAAUUCCAUCAGUGAAAGUUACCAAAUGUUGUCAACAUGCUGAACAAAGUAACAAUGAAUUUGAUAUUGGAAGAAACAAACAUAAGACAACUGACAAUCAGAAUAUAAAUAACCCCUCACCAUCGGGGAUUAUGACGUAUUUACAUGAGGCAAAAGAAAUGCUUAGAGAAGCUAAUGACUUACAGAGACAUUUAGCGAGUGAAGUUCUAGUGUUUUUGAUUUCAGACUUAGACAGAAUACACGAAAGGGAAAGGCAAUAUGAGAUUCCUGUGGCGUAUGCAUUAAAAGGUUACAGUUUGACUUCAGCGACAUUGAGGGAAAUGAUUGACAAGGUCCUUUACGAUUGUUUUAGAAUGGGAGUAUAUGUUCCUGCUUUAUCUUAUGAUGGACUGUGGUCAAAGAUAGCUGUUCGGUCGAAAACAGAGUUUCCAUUAACUUUACUUCAAUUGCAGAAGGACAUAAUGAAAGAGGCAAGAUCAACUGAUCAAAAAGAAAUUUUAAAUAUAAUUCUGCCGUCAAAUUGCGUAAAGGCUGAAACGUUUGUAGAUGUCGUUGAGAAAACUGUCUGUGAAAUAAAGCUAGAUAGAAAUGGAAACUUCAUCUCAAUUGAUCUCUACCGUGCCAGAAAUUGUCACACAAUUUUCCGAACUUCUGCCACAACGAACAAAUAUAUGAAAAAGGAGCAGAAACUGAAAACAAAAGCUAAAACAAAUCAAAACGAGGACAAUUCGGUAGACAUUUCAUCAACUGUUUCUUCUGUACUAGACGCAUUUGUUCCAGAUGUUGCAGAAAAUAUUCAAGACGAUCUGUUGCAGAACAUAGAGGCCACAGUAAUCGAUAGUUCGAGAACUGAAACAUCAACACAAGAAUUGGAUCUGUCUACGUUUUUCGAUGAGUUACAGUCUCCACAAGAAAAUGAUCAGAAUGUAAACGCAAAUUUACAGGAUAUAAAUACCCAACAAGAACUUGAAAACAAUCAAGAAGUAGAUGAAAUGAAUGAAUGUUUAAUGCAAGAUGUGCAAGAAGAUGCAGCAGAGUUUUUACUUGAUUCCGACAGAGAGGAGAUGUUAAAAGCCCUCAAACAAGAAAAAUCAAGAAAAUGGAAUGAUGUCACUAGCGAACAGUUUAAAUCGAUGUUAAAGUCUGAACGUAUGAUUGAGAGUUCGUUCACAAAAAAUGAACUUCUUGUUUGUUUGGCUACAGUUUCUACUAAGUUAAAAGAAUCAAACAUUCACUUUGCAGUUUCUUGGCUGAAGAAAAAGCUAGUUGGUUUUACAUAUAACCUAAAUGUAGGAAAUUUUGAACAUUUUUCGUCACAAAAUAUGAAAAAGAAGAAGAGCUCACCGAAAGUCGAUAAAUUGAGUAAACUGUGUACAAAAAUAGUAAGGAAAAUGUCUAAACAAACAUUGUCAUCCAUAUACGCUGAACAUAUUUACGCUGAUCGAUUAUUGGAAUGGCAAAACCAUUCACCGUUUGCACGUGAAACACAUAUUGAUGGUAUUGAAUAUUCAGUGUCUUGGUAUUCUAUGCCCGAGUAUGUUCCUAAUACCUUAACAUAUUUGUUUGAUUUUCUUGACAGUCAUCACCUUUUCGUGAAUGCGAGAGUUAAAUGUUGUGGAAGCGGUAUGCAGGAAUGUGGUAUCAGUAGAAAAGCCUGGGUAAGUGUAGCUGAAAAUAUGAGAACUAACAAAAGUGGACUUAAUAUAGCGUUAGUUGACGAUCUGGUGGACAAACAAAGCAACGCUUUUGCUAAAAAAACAUUCUCUGAAGAAGUAGAAAAUGCAAUGCGUGAAAGUGAUUACUCCCAGGAAGCUAACUUCUGUAAAUUGAUAAGAGAAUGGUAUUCAGCAGAGGAUGACCCCGGCAUAGAAGUUACAGAGAGAAUUAAAAGGCGACUUCGUUUCAGAGAAUGGUUACUCUAUGGGGUUCGACUGGAUGAGUUCCCUCCAUAUGGAAGAUUUGUCAAAGGAAUCCCGCAUGUAAUGUUUGAGGGAUUGUUAACAAACAUAGAGAGAAAAAUUCAGAUUACACCUUUUGUCAAAUCCGGUGCCUUCUGUCCAAGAUCUCUCGGAAGUCUAGAGGCCGAAAAUUUUUUUGGCGAAUUCCAGGAUCUCGAUCCAAAAGGGUCUGGGGUUAUACGACCUGAUGAUAUACCCAAGGCCUUGCAAACGGCUUGUGAACUUAUAUCAACACGGCGAAAUCCGGAAAGGAAAUUCUACAUGCAUACAAGCAGAGCAAAAGUUUACGAUGUGCAUGAAUUGAUGGACUCGGUGGAAGACGGUUUUGAUCAGACAUGUUAUAUGACACCAGAGUACGUUUCCAGAAUUUGCCCACGCAACCAUAUAUUUGACCAUCCAUUCAGAGCGAAGCGUAAACAUGCUAAAAGAAAAAGCGGAGAAAUAUCACAACCGGCAUUGUCAGGACGAGGAGUUCAACCUGUACGAGAAUAUCAUAGAUUAAAUGAAAAUAUGAUAACAGCAGAAAAAAGAUACGGUGGUUUGUCGGACAUCUCAUAAUAACGUACUGGCA
Ruditapes philippinarum (Manila clam) is the source of this 5466-nucleotide messenger RNA. RefSeq lists its product as uncharacterized. The coding region runs from base 762 to 5453 and encodes 1563 amino acids. Lineage: Eukaryota; Metazoa; Mollusca; Bivalvia; Venerida; Veneridae. The record is from RefSeq and is a predicted model, not a curated record. The transcript is spliced from 3 exons.